GAGUGUGUGGUAGUUGGUCACCCAAGACCCACUGUAGAAUGGUAUAAGGAUGAAAUAAAACUAGACAUUAGUGAACGAUUCAUCACAGAAUACCACCAAGACGGUCGAUGUACUCUUACCAUCCAAAAUAUCACCGUAGAUGAGGAGGCCAAAUACCUGUGUCAAGCUCAAAAUGAUGCUGGCGUAGCUAAAUCAUGGAUUGAAAUUUUCGUUGAAAGU
Messenger RNA from Lottia gigantea (owl limpet), 219 nucleotides. RefSeq lists its product as hypothetical. Lineage: Eukaryota; Metazoa; Mollusca; Gastropoda; Lottiidae. The transcript has 2 exons. The annotation marks the transcript as partial. The record is from RefSeq and is a predicted model, not a curated record.